Dendronephthya gigantea is the source of this 1491-nucleotide messenger RNA. Its product is annotated as protein adenylyltransferase Fic-like. Gene Ontology annotation, molecular function: protein binding. NCBI's taxonomy places the organism in Eukaryota, Metazoa, Cnidaria, Anthozoa, Malacalcyonacea, Nephtheidae. The record is from RefSeq and is a predicted model, not a curated record. The coding region runs from base 9 to 1385 and encodes 458 amino acids. The transcript is spliced from 2 exons.
UAGGAUCGAUGCAAUUUUUUGGUGAAAUCUGCCAAAAAUUACGAUCAAUGGCUGAAAAACGGAGCGAAGAGCACGUUAGUUUAGAAAAGACUGCAGUUUCAACUAUAUUUUACGUUUUUGGUGUGGCUUUUGUGUGCAUAGCGUCAUGGAUCUCUGUCAAUUUGCGUUCAUUCUCAACCUAUACAGGCUAUACCGGCCUGACAAGACAAGCGUCCCAUGAAAUGUUGAAUUUUGGCGAAAGAAAUCUACGUUUUUCUGCCGUUCCCAACCAAAAGCCUAGCAGCACGGAAACUGAAGCUAUUAUCCUGACAGGGGAGGCUGCAGCAGCACUUCACAUGGCCAUAAAAAUGAACGAGGAAGGAAAAUCAGGAAAGGCACUCAAGUUGUUUCAACAAGCUUUGAAACUAUCUCCAAACAAUCCAGAUGUCUUGAACUCUUAUGGGGAAUUUUUGGAACACGAAAAGCUUAUUGAGGCAGAGAACUUGUAUACUCGGGCAUUGAUUAAUGAUCCUUCUCAUGACCGUGCAAUGGCAAAUCGGCAAAGGACGCUUCCUAAGGUUCAAAAGCUUGAUCAGGACAUGUUAGCAAGAAUAGAUGCCAAACGUUAUCAGUUGUAUGAUAUUCCAGAGGAGAAUGCUGCCCUACAGCGGGCAAUGAAGGAGGCUUACUACCAACACAUUCACCAUACCACUGCUAUUGAGGGUAACACAAUGACAUUGUCAAUGGCCAGAGCUGUCGUCGAGACUAAAAUGGCUGUGCAUGGCAAAAGUAUACUUGAACACAAUGAAAUCUUGGGACUUGAUGAAGCGUUAAAGUACAUCAACACAACCUUAGUACAGGGGAAGCAUUGCAUUACUGUUAAAAAUAUAAUUGAAAUACACAGACGGGUUUUAGGACAUGCACAUCCUUUAGAAGCUGGACAGUUCAGAAACACUCAGGUUUUUGUGGGCAACCAUGUCCCGCCUCAUCCUACGGACGUAGAGAGAUUUAUGGAUGAUUUUGAUUCUUGGCUGAGUCUGCCAACAAUCCGCAACCUUCAUCCAAUUGAGUUCGCAGCUUUAGCACAUUACCGGCUUGUUUAUAUCCACCCAUUUACAGAUGGUAAUGGCAGAACAGGUCGUUUAUUGAUGAACCUGAUUUUGAUGAGAGCAGGUUUCCCACCUGUUACAAUCAAGGUGUCUGAUAGACAUGAUUAUUAUGCAUGUCUCCAGGAUGCAAAUCGCGGUGAUGUUCGUCCUUUUAUUCGGUUUGUUGCAAAGUGCGCUGAAAGGACGUUAGACGAGUACUUGUCAGCUACGACUAUAUACCCAGUAAAACACAAGAGCAGAGGUUUAGACCAUAGUAGCCACCUUAAGAGAUUAGAUACUCUAAUCCUUAAUAAAUAGUAUAUACUCUAGAAUAAAUAUUUUAUUCAUAUUAUAAAAUGUAACAAUAGCAUGUAUUUUUAAAAUUUAAACAAAUAUAUUACCAUGUACAGUAAUGAAUGCAUUU